UCUCCAAUGCCAAAGCCUGAGCCUUCUCCAACGCCAAAGCCUGAGCCAAACCCUGAGCCUUCUCCAACGCCAAACCCUGAGCCUUCUCCAACGCCAAAGCCUGAGCCAAACCCUGAGCCUUCUCCAAUGCCAAAGCCUGAGCCAAACCCUGAGCCUUCUCCAACGGCAAACCCUGAGCCAAACCCUGAGCCUUCUCCAACGCCAAACCCUGAGCCAAACCCUGAGCCUUCUCCAACGCCAAACCCUGAGCCAAACCCUGAGCAUGCUCCAACGCCAAACCCUGAGCCUUCUCCAAGGCCAAACCCUGAGCCUUCUCCAACGCCAAAGCCUGAGCCAAAGCCUGAGCCUUCUCCAACGCCAAACCCUGAGCCAAACCCUGAGCCAUCUUCAACGCCAAAGCCUGAGCCAAACCCUGAGCCUUCUCCAACGCCAAACCCUGAGCCUUCUCCAAUGCCAAAGCCUGAGCCAAACCCUGAGCCUUCUCCAACGCCACACCCUGAGCCUUCUCCAACGCCAAACCCUGAGCCAAACCCUGAGCCUUCUCCAACGCCAAACCCUGAGCCAAACCCUGAGCCUUCUCCAACGCCAAACCCUGAGCCAAACCCUGAGCCUUCUCCAACGCCAAACCCUGAGCCUUCUCCAACGUCAAACCCUGAGCCAAACCCUGAGCCUUCUCCAACGCCAAACCAUGAGCCUUCUCCAACGCCAAACCCUGAGCCAAACCCUGAGCCUUCUCCAAGGCCAAACCCUGAGCCUUCUCCAACGCCAAACCCUGAGCCAAACCCUGAGCCUUCUCCAACGCCAAACCCUGAGCCUUCUCCAACGCCAAAGCCUGAGCCAAACCCUGAGCCUUCUCCAACGCCAAAGCCUGAGCCAAACCCUGAGCCUUCUCCAACACCAAACCCUGAGCCUUCUCCAACGCCAAAUCCUGAGCCAAACCGUGAGCCUUCUCCAACGCCAAACCCUGAGCCAAACCCUGAGCCUUCUCCAACGCCAAACCCUGAGCCAAACCCUGAGCCUUCUCCAACGCCAAACCCUGAGCCAAACCCUGAGCCAGACCCUGAGCCUUCUCCAACGCCAAAGCCUGAGCUAAAGGCUGAGCCUUCUCCAACGCCAAAGCCUGAG
This is a messenger RNA of Dromaius novaehollandiae (emu), 1125 nucleotides long. RefSeq lists its product as uncharacterized. The record is from RefSeq and is a predicted model, not a curated record. NCBI's taxonomy places the organism in Eukaryota, Metazoa, Chordata, Aves, Casuariiformes, Dromaiidae. The transcript has 2 exons. The annotation marks the transcript as partial.